Molecule: messenger RNA, 921 nt
Organism: Aethalodelphis obliquidens (Pacific white-sided dolphin)
Lineage: Eukaryota; Metazoa; Chordata; Mammalia; Artiodactyla; Delphinidae
Product: olfactory receptor 10V1-like
Biological process (GO): G protein-coupled receptor signaling pathway
Cellular component (GO): membrane
Molecular function (GO): olfactory receptor activity; G protein-coupled receptor activity
Source: RefSeq, a predicted model, not a curated record
AUGAGCAUCACCAAGCUCGCUGGUGGAGAGAUACUAUUCUUCUUUCGUCCAUUCUCAGCUGACCCAAAGGUACAGGUGGUGAUUUCUGUGGCUUUCCUGGUGAUGUACCUGACCAGCCUCAGUGGAAAUGCCAUCAUUGCAGUUACUGUCCAGAUCAACUCUCUCCACGCCCCCAUGUACUUUUUCCUGGCUAACUUGGCAGUUCUGGAAAUCUUCUAUACAUCUUCCAUCACCCCACUGGCCUUGGAAAACCUUCUUUCAAUGGGCAAAACUCCUGUUUCUAUCACUGGAUGUGGCACCCAAAUGUUUUUCUUUGUCUUCUUGGGUGGGGUUGAUCGUGUCCUGCUUGCAGUCACAGCUUAUGACCGGUUUAUAGCAAUCUGCUACCCUCUACGAUACACCCUCAUCAUGAGCUGGCCCUUGUGUGUGGAGUUGAUGGUAGGAUCCCUGGUACUGGGGUUCCUGCUGUCGCUACCACUGACUAUUUUAAUCUUCCAUCUCCCAUUCUGCAACAACAGCGAAAUCUACCACUUCUACUGUGACAUGCCUGCCGUCGUGCGCCUGGCUUGUGCAGACACGCACGUUCACCAAACUAUCAUCAGCUUCAUCGUCCUAAGCAUCCCCCUCUCAGUAACCUCCAUCUCCUACGUCUUCAUCGUGGAAGCUAUUUUACAGAUCCAGUCAGCAGAAAGGCACCACCGAGCCUUCCCCAAUUGCUCUUCUCACAUCUUAGUGGUCCUCCUGCAGUAUGGCUGCACCAGCUUUAUAUGCUUGUCCCCCAGUUCCAGCUACUCUCCUGAGAUGGACCCGGUGGUGUCUGUGGUCUACACUUCUAUCACUCCCAUUUUAAACCCCUUGAUCUAUAGUAUGAGGAACAAGGAAUUGAAAGAUGCCCUAAGGAGGGCACUAAGCGCGUUUUAG